UAAUAUAAAAAGAUAGAAAUGUCCCAAUAAAUCAUGUAGUGCACAUCACCUGUCUUGGAGAUGGAAUGGUACACACUGGUUUCGGUCAUCUGCCUGCUGGCUGUCACCAAUGGAUCGAUAUUCGAUUCAGAAGUUUGUUUCGGUGAACUUGGAUGCUUUUCAAACGAGGGAGAAUUCGUUUCGCUCGAACGUCCAAUCAACCUCUUACCGAACAAACCAGAAGAAAUCGGAACCCAGUUCUUCCUCUAUACAAGAUCGAAUCCAUUAACUGGUGAUGAAUUGGAGACUCACAAUGACAGCCUCUUACACCUCAGUAACUUUACGGCAACGAAUCCGACCAAAUUUAUUAUUCACGGUUAUAAAAGCUUUGGCAAAGACAAACCAUGGGUUCUGAACAUGACUCGUGAGCUGUUGAAACACGGCGAUUACAAUGUUAUUGUGGUCGAUUGGAUAAAUGGAUCUGAUGUAACAUACGCCCGUGCAGCAUCCAACUGCCGCGUCGUCGGAGCGCAGAUUGCACUUUUAAUUAACUACCUUAACAAUCAAACGGCAAGCACUCCACAGACAAUGCAUUUGAUUGGACACAGUCUUGGCGCUCAAAUUGCUGGUUACGCUGGAGAACGGCUGACUAAUUUGGCAAGAAUUUCUGGUUUGGAUCCUUCGGCACCUUACUUUGAACACACUGGACCCAAGGUUCGUCUUGACCCGACCGAUGCUGAAUUUGUUGACGUCAUACACACUGAUAUUGGUUACAUAUUGGGUCUGGGUCUUGGCAUAAACGGCCAAAGUGGCCAUGUAGAUUUCUAUCCCAAUGGUGGAAGGUAUCAACCUGGAUGUACAGAAUAUAAAAUACCGGGUGCAAUUGUUGGUGGUAUUAUUGGGUUACUCAAUAAACUGAAACCCGGUGCAAAGGCUGCAUUUAUGUGCAGUCACAAAAGAUCCGAGGCUCUCUUCACAGAAUCGAUAAACAGCGUCUGUCCGUUUAACAGCUACAGCUGUUCUGAUGUACAUGAUAUCAAAUCUGGCAAAUGUUUCCAUAAACAUGGCCAGUUGGGACGUUUGGGUUUCCAUGCUGACAAAGUAUUAGGUCGCGGUAAACAUAUGCUGCAAACCUUUGACGCUCAACCCUAUUGUGCUUACCAUUAUCAAAUGAUUAUAGUUGGGAAAAGCACAAUCAAUGGUCGAAUCUUCGUAACAUUGACCGGAACAAACGGAACUUCUGAACGCCUGGAAAUGACAGAUCACAAUACCUUCGUAAGUCCCGAUGAAAAGUUACACCAUUUCUUGAUAUCGCGAACUGAUGUAGGACAUUUACAAUAUGUUGAUUUAGAGUACGAUGAAACAGACAACCUUAUUGGAGUCAUCUUUUCUGACGACUGGAAACUAGAGACCUUACAAAUAUUUCAAGGUGAAAGUGAAGAAAACUCAAUGUUUUGUGUAAGUGGUACAACGAUAACAUCGAAAAAGAGCAAAAGAUAUCACGUCUCUCCCAAAUGCCCUUGAAGAAUUCCUCUGCAAGGAACGAUCUUUCAUAGAAACACACAGAAGAAGAAGGAGGAAAAAAAAAGAAAAUGCAAAAAGAUCUCGCGCGUUUCAAACUGGAAAUUAAAAAAAAUAAAUAAUAAA
Molecule: messenger RNA, 1626 nt
Organism: Octopus sinensis (East Asian common octopus)
Lineage: Eukaryota; Metazoa; Mollusca; Cephalopoda; Octopoda; Octopodidae
Product: pancreatic triacylglycerol lipase-like
Exons: 9
Coding region: 61-1503 (480 amino acids)
Biological process (GO): lipid metabolic process
Molecular function (GO): triacylglycerol lipase activity; protein binding
Source: RefSeq, a predicted model, not a curated record